UGACUUACAUCUGUCAAACACGUUGAAGAUUUGCGGGUUUUAUGUGCGCUCUUCUCCGACUCGUUACGGUAAAGGCUGGACUUUUGUUGUCUGUUCGGGCUGGAGACAGACAGCUGAGCGUGUAACAGCCGUGUGUUCAGAGUUGGAGGUUCAGGCGCGGUACACGGCGUCUCGUCCCGAAACACAAGACGACAACCGAGAAGAGUAACUUGGAUUACUGACAGCAGAUCUGAAGCCCAAAAGAAAAUUUGCUCAUGUUGCGUCUCUGUUAGUACGCAGACCAAAAACAUUGCAUUUUCCACCUUUAUGAGCAGCAGUCUCUUCGGAGAGGGGCCGCACCUUCAUCAACAUCAUCCAGCGAUCAUGCAGGAGUGAGGAGGCACCCUGCUGGUAAAGCGGAUCUGAAGAUCUACGUGAUCUUCUGAGCGAGAAACUCCUAAAAGUUUUCAGAGCAAAAGAGAUCAAGGAAGCCAAAUAAGGAAGAAGUGGUCGGUUGGAUUGGCUGAGGGGGGACACAGAGGGGCUGGAUGCUAACCUCUAUUCUUUCGAGAAGUUCCCAAGUUCCUCAGAGAUGGCCUCCAACUUCAAUGACAUUGUCAAGCAGGGCUAUGUCCGCAUGCGGAGCAGAAAACUGGGGAUUUAUCGACGCUGCUGGCUGGUGUUUAAGAAGUCGUCCAGUAAAGGUCCUCGCCGACUGGAGAAAUACCCUGAUGAGAAGUCUGCCUACAUCAGAGCUUGUCCUAAGGUAACAGAAAUUAGCAACGUAAAGAACGUGACGCGGUUGCCACGCGACACCAAGCGGCAAGCAGUGGCCAUUGUCUUCACAGAUGACACUUCUCGAACGUUCACUUGUGAAUCAGAGCUGGAGGCCGAAGAGUGGUUCAAAACCUUGUCUAUUGAGUGCCUGGGGAUGCGUUUGAACGACAUCAGUCUUGGAGAACCGGACCUUCUGGCAGCUGGAGUUCAAUGUGAACACACAGAGCGCUUUAACGUAUUCCUGCUCCCCUGCCCCAAUCUUGACAUCUAUGGGGAGUGUAUGAUGCAGAUCACACACGAAAACAUCUACCUGUGGGAUAUUCACAACCCUCGGACCAAGCUAGUAACCUGGCCACUAUGCUCGUUGCGACGUUACGGGCGGGAUGCUACACGUUUCACUUUUGAGGCGGGCAGGAUGUGUGACAGUGGUGAAGGCCUGUAUACUUUUCAGACACGAGAAGGAGAGCAGAUCUACCAAAGGGUUCAUUCUUCCACUUUAGCUAUAGCUGAGCAGCACAAGAGAGUCCUCAUGGAAAUGGAAAAAAACAGCAAGCUCCUCUCUAAGGGUACAGAGGGAACGUCCUACCCCUGCACCCCCACUGCAAUCUUACCGCGAAGUGCUUUUUGGCACCACAUCACCGGAUCACAGGCUGGCAUGGAUUCUGCCAACGGUGACAUAUACAGCGAUAGUCAAUCAGGAGUGGACGCUGACCUCUUCUCUAAACGCCUUCCUCCAGAACGACACUCGACUCUUCCUGUGGGCCACCACUCGACCCAGCCUCAAACGCACUACCCCACGUAUCCCAGCGAGUGAGCAGCGUCACAGUGAAACACUCUUGUUUUUUACCUCUAGACCGCCCUCCACACUGCACUUUGCCCUAUGUUUUUCCAUCAGCUCUUCAUCACCAGGGGCCAGGGGCCUGAUCCACACUGCCUCAGCCAUCCCUGAGCCCGCCAGUGAUAGUGAGGGCACUUAAUAUGGAAAGAGGGAAGGCUCACGGCAGUUCGAUUGGAGAGGGGGGGCCCACAGACCCUAAAGAAGACAUGAGAGGGGAAGGGUUCCCAUGGUCUCUUGCCGGGUUUUGUGGGAGUAGAGAUAGGUUUUUAAUACCUUUAAAUAGAUUCUCAUGCACGUACUUCAACCCUAUGCAUGUCCCCUGAGGUAAACAGUUUAGCUAUGGAAGAGCUUCAUAGACACGUAUAAAAGUCCUGUCGCUGUGGUCUACGUUGAAGGGUGUCUGAGAAACUACACAGACCCAGCCGAGGGCCUCCAGUUUGACCUGUUUUAAGCUUAAACAACUCUUCAACAGCAGAAGCUUUAAUCGUAAUACUGACUUACAUGACCUGCCCAAGACCAGAGGACUCUGAGGAACCAGGAGCCCUUUGUAAAGAAUUUGGGAAGUGACAUUUCUUACAUUUGUCAGUUAUACUUUAUUUAAAGAGACUUUAAUGGGCGGUUACAAUAAACACUGUCUCUGCAGUCUUACGUAAUGAAGAAAGCCAUCUGGAUGAACGUGACGGUUAAAUCCUUUCCCUGCUGAUGUCAUCCAUGCGCUUUGUGUUUUAGGGAGAGCUAAGAAAUGAAAUCUGUUUCUGAGAGAAACAGAAACGAGAAAUAUAUUCAGCUGUGGUGGCUAUGUGACAUCGCUGUUUUUAUGAACUAUUUAUUUAUUUAUUUAAAUUUACCAACAAAGCACAAGACAAAUUGAGGUGUGUGUGGUAGAUUUUCCUUUCUUUCAGCAGUUGUGUAUGUAAAAGGGUUUGUACCAGCUCUGUAAAAGAGGAGGAAAAUAUCUUAAAUAAGGUGGUAGGCCUCACAAUAAAUGCUUCUUGCUUUUCAUGUUUGUCUGCUAUUUUCUAAGGCAGUAAUUUUCAUGUUAUCAAGUGUAUCACCAAGGUCACCGAUGUAAUUUCUCUGCAAACCUCUAUAUUACAUGACUAAACCAUGAUUUGAAGUAUUCUCAGCUUUAGUAAUACUGUUUUUAUCAUACUAUCACUCUCUUAGUAAUAGUACGUUGUAGGAUUGUGAGCUGGGUGGCUCAUAGGGCUGGGCAAAAAAAGCAAUUUUUCGAUUAAUCGUUUUUUUAAAACGUGGUCGAUUAAAAAUCGAUUCUCAAAGAGCAGAAUCGAUAUUUUUUUCAUAUUUAUUUCCGCAAACAUUGAACGGAGGAAUAGAAGCAUUUUAGAUUUCGCAAGCAAGAAGUGUUGUGGCUUUUAAUUUCUUUUUAUUAAUUACCCACUUGUAAACUGCUGUUCACUGUUCUUUUUUAUUAAUAUAGUAUGUGUAUUAAAUCUAUAUUUAUUGAGUUGAAUCGAGAAUCGAGAAUAAAAACCUACAUGAGAACCGGAAUCGAAAAUCGAAUCGAUUUGAUAGCUUGUGAAUUGAAAUCGAAUCGAUCUGGAACAUCUGAAUCGAUACCCAGCCCUAGUGGCUCAUACGGCCAACAGGAGUUUGAGUUUGGCUUACAUCUUGUUCCCUCUGUUAAACUUAACCAACUUACAUUUUUAUGCUGUUCAGACAGUUUGUGCAAGUUUGGUGUUGACGUACAACACUGUAAAAGAAAAAUUUGGGUUGUUUCAACUUAAAAAAGUACGUUACUUGGAUGCCUUAAAAAUUUUGAGUUCAUUCAACUUAAAAAUAUUAGUUGACUCAAAUAAGGUUAUUGUCAAAUAAUAAGUUGAAUGAACUCAAAAUUUUAAGGCAACCAAGUAACUAACUUUUUUAAGUUGAACAAACCAUAGUUUUUUUAUCACAUCUGCUUGUUAAGUUAUGACGUAAAAAACAUUUCUGGGUCCACACGCUUCAUAUGAGACAAUCUCUACAGCCGCUUAUGAGCAGUAUAUAUUCAUAUUACACAUGUAAGCUAUAUUAACUCGUGGUGUACAAUACAUUAUCCAAGCUCAGAAUGUCCCAGACAACAGUACUAACAAUUCAUAAAAGAUUCAUUACUUUCUGGCCAUCUGGGUCUAGAGCCUGUCAUAAAGUUUUUAUAUAUUAGUUCCGUUUGUUGUUUCCUUAAGGCAUCUAAUGGAGCAUUUGGACCCUGAAGUUGAAGUCAGACUUAACAAAUGGAGAGCUGGUGAACCACCAUACACUCUAAAAAUGGCUGGGUUAUUUUUUACCCAUAAUGCGUAAAGUUUGGACAGAACACAUGCUGGGUUAAAAAUUACCCAAUGUUGGGUUGUUGUUAUGCAACCAUGGGGUGUAAUAAUAACAUAGCGGUUUGGUUAAAACAACCCAGCACUGGGUCAAACUUAACCCAGCGGUGUGUUCUGUCCAAUAUUUACCCAUUAUGGGUCAAAAUCCCAGCCGUUUUUAGAGGGUAGCCAUGCUGUUUACUGGUGAAGCUGAACUGUAAAAAAAAAUACACAGCAUUUUUGUCAAAUCAACAUAUAUUUUUAUGCUAGUAAAACUGCUUCAACUAGUUUUUGUUAUGUUAACAAUUCACAGGUCAAAACUUGAAAUAAUAUGCUGACAAAGUUGUUUUAACUUCAUGCUGCAUUAUUUUACAGUGUGGUUAACACAAGUAGUCUUGCCGGUUAGAAGGCAUAAGCACACCAACAUCUAAAACAUGUCUUAUGCUGGUCUUAUGAAAGGACCACCCUAUUUUUGCAUCAUUUCCUGUUUUUGCUUCAAUACCCCCAUAUAAAUAAAUAUUGAAAAAGCUACAAGCAAAAUGAAGAGAGCUCAGUACAGAAUGUGUGCUGUCUGUGUGAUUGACUGAUCUUUUCCGAGUUCAUUUUUGAGGUGUUACUACCUGCUGCUAAAUAUAAAUUCAUGCAGUUCAUUCAAAAAAAGUUUCCUUGUGUCAUUUAUGUUCAAUUUAAAAGGGCUUAUUGAAAAUAAGCUGUUUGUUUUAUUGAGUGUUACUGAAUGACAGGCAGCUGUAGCUAAUGUUUGUGUACUAGGUUGAUAUGAGUAUACAUUUAGAUAAUACAAAGAUGAAUUUAUCACAAUGCCCCCUAAGACAAACAACACAUUCUUAGUGAAAAUUGUGUGGUGCUUUAUUACAAAAGUGACCCCCCCUAAGCUCGUACUGAUUUUGGCAAGUGGUUGAUGUCCUCUGGGCAACAUUUUUCUAAAUUAAACCUGAACCCAACCAUAACCAAACCCUAAAAUCAGAGGGACAUGAUAAGUGAAAAACAAUGGUCUACAAACAGCUAAUCCUGGUUGUAAGCUUAAACUUAAAACAACUGGAAACUUAUUUCUGAAAUCUGAUUGGUUGAUUGAAAUGUUGUCCCAGGGUCAACAUAACAUUGCCCUGAGGACAUCAACCACUUCUCAAAAUCAGAAGAGCCAUCUAUAUAAUUAUUGUUCCAAAAUUGUUCCACAUACGAAACCGUGCAAUAUAUACUACAUUUACAUCAACCACCAUACACAUCAAACCACACAUCAGUAUAUACAUGCCAAAAGCUGUUAUUUUAUCAUUUCUUCCCAGGCAUUUAUCCUAAAAAUCUAUCCUCAAAUUUAUUAAUUAGCCCAAUGUGAGUUUUAUGUUUGUAUGUGGAGUCCUGUAAGCUUCAUUGGCUGGCAUUAAUAACUAGAAGUCCUGUGAAGUACUGAGAUGUUUUCCAUGUCUGUCUCAAUGCUAAACAUUAGCACCGCUUUGAAGGUUAACACUAACAUAUGAGAGUGAUGUCAUGAAGAAGGUCCAUAAAAUCAAUAGAAAACUUUGCUUGUUGUACUGAAGCACACAUUUCUGUGCUGUAUUUGUCAGAGAUAAACCAAUAAAUUGAAAGUUAUUUACUGGAUGCUGUGUUAGUUUUGGGAAAGUUCAGAUUUAUCUCUGAGCAUGUUAUUAUCAAGAGGAAUCCAUUGCAUGUGUAUUCAUUGCUAAAUGACAUGUGUUCUGUAAUAAUAUUUUACAGGGUUUUUUUUUUCAAUAAAACAAAAACUGUUUUUAUAAAAUGAAAAAUUAUUUUGCUUUUUACAUGUUAAUUUUUUCAAGUGGUAAAACCU
This is a messenger RNA of Paramisgurnus dabryanus, 5716 nucleotides long. It is a transcript of the gene dok4, whose product is annotated as docking protein 4. Lineage: Eukaryota; Metazoa; Chordata; Actinopteri; Cypriniformes; Cobitidae. Gene Ontology annotation, cellular component: cytoplasm. Gene Ontology annotation, biological process: cell surface receptor protein tyrosine kinase signaling pathway. The record is from RefSeq and is a predicted model, not a curated record.